Messenger RNA from Amaranthus tricolor (Joseph's coat), 1251 nucleotides. RefSeq names its product probable calcium-binding protein CML43. Bases 340 to 1023 code for a protein of 227 amino acids. The record is from RefSeq and is a predicted model, not a curated record. The transcript has a single exon. Gene Ontology annotation, molecular function: calcium ion binding. NCBI's taxonomy places the organism in Eukaryota, Viridiplantae, Streptophyta, Magnoliopsida, Caryophyllales, Amaranthaceae.
UUGAAUGGGCGUUAGUCUAGAAGAUAUGUGGGAAAAGUGGGUGAAUGGAAAAUAGGAAAUAGAGGUCCAUCUUCAAAGUCGCUUGUUUUGAUUGUCAUAAAUUGUAAACAAAACAGAAUUAACAGAUCCCUCUUCUUGGGUUCUACUUCUAGAGCUGGAGACUAAGCAAAUAAAAAAAGGAAUGGGUCAGUCAAAUGAUUGAAUCAAACAACCCAUCAAUUUAGAAUCAAUUUAUAUAUAUAUUUUUUCAAUUAUACAAGGCAACUAAUCCACCAAAUUAGAAACCCCAUAGUAGUCGCCACAUCUCUAAUUAUAACUUAGUAAUUCAGAUCUACAUCCAUGGUAGAAAUAACCAAUAAUCAAAACGAAACACUGAACCAUAUGAAUAUGGCAGAUAAUGAACCAAAACAGGAUGAAUAUCAUCACAAGAUUAUAAGCACCAAACUAAGCAGGAAAAAGACGAGCCGCUCAUUCAAACUGCGCAGUGAGACCUUAGAUUCCUUAAGGCUAAGAAGGGUGUUCGACCUUUUUGACAAGAAUGGAGACGGUGUGAUCAGCUUGGACGAAAUCAAACAGGCACUUGUGCUGCUGGGUUUGGACGAUGAUGCUGAUUCUGAUGCUCGUGCUGAUGCUGAUGAUCAUGAGUUGAAAGCUAUAGUAAGUGACUUCAUUAGGCCUGGGAACAAAGGAUUAGCCUUUGAGGACUUUCAGGCCUUACAUAACUCAUUGAACACCAAUCUGAUCUUGAGAGAUCUGCAUCCAAAUGAAGUAUAUGAUGAGGAAGAUCAGGUUGAAUCUGAUCUGACUGAAGCUUUUAAGGUAUUUGACUCGGAUGGGGAUGGGUUUAUUUCAGCUAGUGAGCUUCAGCAAGUUUUAUCAAAGCUUGGCUUCCCGGAGGCUCAACAAGAGCUUCAACAUAUCCAACUUAUGAUCUCUUCUUUUGAUCAUAACCAUGAUGGUCUUGUUGAUUUUGUUGAGUUCAAGGUCAUGAUGUCUCGUUCCCUUCUUCUUCCUUCUAAUUAAUUAAGUCUGUUUCUUCCAAUUUGUUUUGCUUAGCUUAAUACUCUCAUGGAGUAUCGGGUCUUGUAUGAGUUGGUGUUAGUAUCACUUCUUCAGAUCAAGAUCCUGAAUUCGAUUCUCAUCUAGUUGUAAUCCACUAUUCUCAAUCUAGCUAUCUUGUAUUAAAAAGAAUAGUUUUUAUGUUAUAUUCUAUUGUAGUUUAAUGCAGAUGGAAAAUUCAUUGAAUUCACA